This is a messenger RNA of Acanthochromis polyacanthus (spiny chromis), 1534 nucleotides long. RefSeq names its product alpha-2-HS-glycoprotein 2 (gene ahsga). Gene Ontology annotation, cellular component: blood microparticle; extracellular region; extracellular matrix. The transcript has 7 exons. Gene Ontology annotation, biological process: negative regulation of endopeptidase activity. Bases 52 to 1314 code for a protein of 420 amino acids. Gene Ontology annotation, molecular function: cysteine-type endopeptidase inhibitor activity. The record is from RefSeq and is a predicted model, not a curated record. Lineage: Eukaryota; Metazoa; Chordata; Actinopteri; Pomacentridae.
CUCUGCUUCUAACCAUUUUCUGUUCUCGUACCUUUUGCAUCUCACACAGAAAUGAAUCUCCUGGGCAUUACGGCUGUUCUGGGACUACUGGUGGGCGCUUGGGCUCAGAUCAAUGUGCUGAGGCCUCCAUGCGACUCCUUAGAGGCAGAGGAGGCUGCUAUAGCGGCUCAGGAUUACCUCAAUGCCCAGCACAAGCAUGGGUACAAGUAUGCACUGAACAGGAUCGAAGACAUCAAGAUCUACACAAAGCCUGAUGGCGACAACACAUAUGUCCUGGAAAUUGAGCUGCUGGAGACAGACUGUCAUGUGUUGGACCCCACACCUGUUGCCAACUGCACAGUCAGGCCCAAAAUAUUGACGGCAGUAGAAGGAGACUGCGACGUGGUGCUGAAGAGGGUUAAUGGAGCUCUGACUGUCACAGCCUUCAAGUGUAAAACAGAAGUAUCAAAAGAGGACAUAUGCCCGGGCUGUUUGACCCUCCUUCCCCUGAAUCACACCAGAGCGCUGGACUUUGUCACCACCUCUCUGGGAACCUUCAACAACCAGAAUGUGAAUGUAACCUACGUUCUUCAUGAGAUCGGAAGGAUGUCAUCACAGAUUGUUCCUGGUGGGCCGAUCUAUUUAGCAGAAUAUGUUGUGGUUGAGGCCAACUGCACUGAUGAUCCAUGCGUACCCCUGAAUGAUGCCACAGCUGCUCACAGUUUUUGCAUUGCCAGGGGCUCAAACAACAAACACACAGUGGAUUGCAAGAUGUUUCCCACUCUGACGCCCAUUGUCGAUGUCAACGGAACGGCACAUGUGGACUAUGCCAACCUGCCGGUGGUUCAUGUCCAAAGAGGCAAUAUGUCGCUCAAUCAAGGCCUGAGACAUUACCAGCUGACCACCCGGCACGACCCUCAUCUCAGCGGCUAUCUGUCUUCAGAAUCAGGAGAGUCCAGUGAAGUUGUGCCUAUAGUAGAUGCCACUGUUCCUAUUGUAGAGCUUGCUGCUGUUGCUGAUCCUACUGCUGUUGCUGAUCCUACUGCUGUUGCUGAUCCUACUGCUGUUGCUGAUCCUGGCUCAGCUUCGGAUGCUUCAGAUGCCUCAGACAGUAAGCAUUUGCCUUUUGACCUUAAGAGAGAAGCAGCUGAUGAACCUGCAGCUGCUCUGGUCCAUGGUCCUGCAGCGGAGGCAGAUCCUGGCUCAGCUUCAGAUGCCUCAAUCAGUAGGGAGAGCCCUAUUCGGUUUAAGAGAUUAGUGGCUGCUGAACCUACAGCGCAGGCAGAUCCCGCUGCUGCUGUGCCAGUCUGCCCAGGAAAAGUCAGAUUUUUUUAAGUGUUCAGGUCCCACAGACUCUUUACGGUUGUCUUCUUCAACGACACUGGUACUAACAAUUUUAAUUGACACAUAAAGGUGUGCUGUGGUAAGAUGUAACAUCAAUACAUUAUCAAACAUGGAAUAAUUCAUUGUUUGCAAUUGUAACAUCACAGACAACUUCAGAAAUUUCUUUUAAAAAGUGCAUUUUAUCCUGUGAAAUAAAUCUCUCAAGUCCAAA